This is a messenger RNA of Linum tenue, 565 nucleotides long. Lineage: Eukaryota; Viridiplantae; Streptophyta; Magnoliopsida; Malpighiales; Linaceae. The record is from the annotation of a GenBank genome assembly.
GAAUUUUGUCUAAGUCAUUUUUAUGUUGCAGGAUACCAUCUUUGGAAGCUUGCUACGCUCAAAUGGCUCGAAGGAAAUACAAGGCAAGAGUUUGGGGCUGGAAUAGAGAUGUUUCUCUACACAAUGGAAGCUUUGGAUAAGCCAGGAGAAGCCAUUUUAAUGAUUUUCCAAAGCCUCCAAGUUGCUAGCCAGAAACUGGAAUUUUGUUCAAAAAUGGCUAAGUCUGGAACUGAGUUGGAGGUGACUACUUUAGGGCUUCAUUCUGGACAGAUGGGGGAGAACCAUGGCCAGAGACGAGUACCCCAUGAAACUACAUUUCACAAUCUACAACGUAAAGGCAUUGGUUGAAGAAUUGGAGUUCGUUUGAUCCUUGAACAAGGCGGCCAAAGUAACUAUGUUAAGCUGUUUUAUUUCCUUGUAAUGUAAGACUUGAUUUCCUUGUGCCACAAGGAUUAGUAGUAGUUAUUGUUAUAGUUGAACUAGGAUUAGUGUUGAUUCCUUUUAAGCGUAGGAUGGUGGUUGUAAUUGCCUAUAAAAGGCUUGGAACGUGAAGGGGUGAGCAGAA